AUGACAUUUACUGACUUACCAAUACGUGAAAAGUCUCAAAGAUUAAUCAACAGGCAGAAGAAGCAAGAACAAGAACAAGAGGUGCUAGAAGGUGCAACCACAACUUUGAAAAAAAAAUCAAUCAUCCAAUCAAUCAAGUCUAAACCAAAACAGAUAAACAAUUUACAUGAACUAUUACCUGGUUUAAAUGAUAUAAGUGAUGCAUUUGAAGCUUUACCGUUAGAUUUAAUUAAAUAUUUCACGUUGCUUAAAGAAAUAGAUGCAAAAUGUAUAAACACAAUCCCACAAAUAAAUUCAAAAAUUAAAACAUAUAUAAAUCAAUUACAUGAUGGAGAAACAAGAAAGGAGGAAGACGAAUUCGAUCAAUUGUCAACUAUAAAGAACAAAAUAAAUGAAAUUAUACCAUGUCUCGAAGAGAAAAUGCAUGUCACAUCCGUUGCUUCUGAUUUACUACUGAAACAUAUGUAUAGAAUAAAUCAGAAUUAUAAGUUGAUAGUCAUGAAUAAUGAAAUACCAGAAAGUAUAAGAAUUGGACCAUUGAAUCAUCCAGCUAUGAUAAAUGAAAAUGUAUCGAGUGGGAAAGAUACUGCUUCAGCUACUAAUAAUAAUAGAGGAGAGUCAAGAAGAGAGGUAUUAUCAAGAAAGAAAGUUCAAAAUGAAGAUGAUGAAGAUCCGCCAACUGAGAAGGAUAAAGGUACAAACAAGAAACGUAAGUUGACUACUCCUGAAAAUAACACAAGUAAUAAAAAAGAUAAGAAGAAGAAUGGCGAAGAAAAUAAAAAUUAUAACAAAAAGAAGAAGGAAAUUGAAAGUAAAAGUAGUGCUAAUACUGAACCUACUUAUUGUUAUUGUAAUCAAGUUUCAUUUGGGGAAAUGGUUGCUUGUGAUGGUGAAAACUGUGCUAUUGAAUGGUUUCAUCUUCCUUGUAUUGGUUAUAAAAAUCCACCAAAAGGAAAAUGGUUUUGUGAUAAUUGUAAAAAAUUUAAAUAA
This is a messenger RNA of Insectozyma verbasci, 990 nucleotides long. Lineage: Eukaryota; Fungi; Ascomycota; Pichiomycetes; Serinales; Debaryomycetaceae. The record is from the annotation of a GenBank genome assembly.